This is a messenger RNA of Aspergillus ibericus CBS 121593, 2431 nucleotides long. RefSeq names its product DEAD/DEAH box helicase. Lineage: Eukaryota; Fungi; Ascomycota; Eurotiomycetes; Eurotiales; Aspergillaceae. Gene Ontology annotation, molecular function: DNA binding; hydrolase activity; ATP binding. Bases 23 to 2056 code for a protein of 677 amino acids. The record is from RefSeq and is a predicted model, not a curated record. The transcript has a single exon.
CAAUAUUCUCCAUGGCAUCUGGAUGGACCGCAUUCGCCAGACAUUGGGGGCUACCCCCGUAUUGCUGGUCCGACGGUCGCUCCAAGGUCCGUGGAUUCCCAGUCCAGUGAUACGGAACCACCCUCCCUUGCGCGGCCGCUCUACCGUCGCCUCCGACGCGUGCGGCACCGCGCCGCCGGCACCCCCGCCGGCCAUCGUCCUCCGGGACUAUCAGGAGGAAUGUAUCCAGGCCGUGUUGGACCACCUGCACCAAGGCCACAAACGCUUGGGAGUGUCGUUGGCGACCGGCGCGGGAAAAACCGUCAUCUUCACCCAACUGAUCGGACGGAUUCCCCCCCGAAAUGGCCACAAUGACAAGACCCUCAUCCUGGUCCAUCGCCGGGAGCUGGUCGAGCAAGCCGCGCGACACUGCCGGCUGGCAUAUCCCGAUCGGACGGUGGAGAUUGAGAUGGGGAACCAUGUCGCGUCGGGGGCGGGGGACAUCAUCAUCGCCUCCAUCCGCAGUCUUACCUCCAAGGAUAGAAUCUCCAAGUUUGACCCACGACGCUUCAAGCUCGUUUUGGUGGAUGAGGCACACCAUAUCGUGGCACCCACGUAUCGCACAGCUCUGCAGCAUUUCGGCCUCAACGAUCCGUCGCCCGAUUCGCCGGCUCUGGUAGGGGUGUCAGCGACGUUCUCACGCUUCGAUGGACUCAAAUUGGGCGCUGCGAUCGAUCACAUCGUGUACCAUAAGGACUACAUGGAUAUGAUUGACGAGAAGUGGCUGUCCAACGCUAUCUUCACCACCGUUCGGUCCGAGGUCAAUCUCUCUCGGGUUCGAAAGGACAAAUUCGGCGACUUUGCCCUCGGCUCACUCUCCGAAGCGGUGAACACGACCAAGACGAACGAUAUCACCGUCCGUGCAUGGCUGGCCAACGCACAGGAUCGGAAAUCCACCCUGGUGUUUUGUGUCGACAUUGAACACACCAGACAGCUCACUGAAGCGUUCCGUGAGCUGGGCAUUGACGCCCGCUAUAUCACGGCAGGGACCCCGAAGGAAAUGCGGGAUGAGCAGCUGCGCUCCUUCAAGAACCAGGAAUUUCCCGUGCUUCUGAACUGUGGUCUGUUUACGGAAGGUACUGAUAUCCCGAAUAUCGACUGCGUCCUGCUCGCCCGGCCAACCCGCUCUCGGAAUCUUCUCAUCCAGAUGAUCGGACGCGGCCUGCGGCUACACCCGGGGAAGAAAGAUUGCCACAUCAUUGACAUGGUAGCCACCUUGGACACCGGUGUUCUGUCCACCCCGACACUCUUCGGUCUACACCCGGAUGAGCUCCUGGAAAACGCCAAGGCCAAGGACCUCAGAGAGCAAAAGGAAGGCCCGGCAGGCUCGGAGGAUUACACUGAGCAGCCACCCGAGACCGAUACUCCCACGGACGAGCCUGAUGUGUCCGAUGACAUUAAGAUCACCUUCACCAAAUAUGACACCAUAUACGACCUGAUCCAUGACAUGAAGUCCGAGAAACACAUCCGCUCCCUUAGCCGCUACGCCUGGGUGCGAAUCGACGAGAGCAAAUACACGCUCUCCGACUCAACCGGAUGGAUCACCCUCGCCCAAGAAAAACCUGGUCCCAGCAAGCAGAAAGCAGCGGACACGCCGGCAUCCUACACCGUUCACCAUGUCAAGAAAUUCAAGUCCGCCACCGAAACGACCCAGUACACCCGGCCGCGUCUUAUUGCCACCGCCACGGACUUUGAAUCGGCUGUCCAUGCUGCCGACACAUUUGCGGCCUCCGAGUUCGAUGACCGGUACAUCUCCACCCGGCAGCCCUGGCGUCACCAUCCGGCCACGGCAGCCCAGGUCACUAUGCUAAACAAAGCGAAAAUCCGGGACGAACGAAUCGCCUCCAGCGAGCUGACACGGGGCCAGGCGGCAGAUCUGAUCACGAAACUGAAAUUCGGGGGGAAGAAGCGCUUUGCGAGCAUGCAGAGAAAGCGACGGGUUGCCGAUGAGAAGGCUCGGGACAUGGCUGAGCUGAAGCGACGCGAAGAAGUGAGGGUGGGACCGGUGGAUGGAUGAUUCGGGUCUCCUAUCUUUUUCUCUUCCCUCUGCCGCCGCCUCGCUAUGUCGAGAAGCGGGUGCUAACUCCGGCUCAAGCCAUGCGUCCGCCAGCCUCAACAAUCCUAUACAAUGCUUACAGUCCUGGCAACCGUACGUGGUCCGUCUUUGGUAAACAACCGAUGGUCAGCCGUGGUGGCACCCAAGACAUUGGACAAUUGGGCUCAACUCUUCGCAGUUAACAAGCAACUAGAAUCCUAAUAUCACUUGCAACUGCAUUCUUGCCUAUGACGCUUCAGCCUCCUUUACCAAUUAAAAAAUAUCUGUGAUUCCCUUCAAGUGCACCAUCUGCCAGAAGCCUUCGUCCGUGCCAGUGUAAUUCGUGUGCUCCGGUUG